AUGUACUCGUUUGAAGGGAAUUACAAAUCUAAGCGGUCAUUAGUGUUUGAUCAUACUCAAAAGUUGUCAACCCAUGCGCUUGUUCAAAAAACGCGUGAAGAACGAAGGUCACGUGAAAAUAUGGUCAAGCAAGAACGUGCCGCUACUAAAAUUCAAAGGUGUAUUCGAGAUUAUGUUGAACGAAUUAAAGUGAAACGUUACUUUAUUGAAUUAUUCAAUGAAUUAUCUAAUCAAUUAAAUGAUACAAUAAAUAAAUCUGAUUUCAAUGUAGAACAUGAAUUUGAACAUAAAUUAAUGAAGUUACUUCAAUGUUUCAAUACAUGCUAUCGCUGUAAAAGUCCAGAUCAAAGACAUCUUUUUACUGUUUGUCGUUUAUUAUUGUCUAAAUAUGGGAAAGAUGCACAAAUCAGUUGGUUAACUAAUGGUUCUAUGGAUCAUAUUUUCACAUUAGGGAAUUCAUUAUUAAUCAAUAUCAAAUAUUUAUCAAACCUCCCAUCAUUAACACCAUCAUCAAACUAUACAUUACCAAUUCGUAUAUUCGAGGAAUUAUUCAACAUCUUCAUUGGAACAUCAUCAUCUACAAAAAUCUCUUUAUAUUCAAAACAGUUAUAUUUUAGUAUUGAAUGGAUAUGUCGAUAUUUAUCAAAUCAUCAUUAUUUUAAUUAUUUAGCUUAUUUUAUUGAUCAACAAUUACCAAGUACAGUUGGUUACUUUCAAGAUGUCAUUACACAAUCACGUGUAUUUGAACUGGUGGAAUUUUUUAAAUUACCAAAAGCUCGUGCUUUUAUUAAUCUAUUAAUUGCACCAUUGAAAUGUGCUUCUAACCUAUCUGGAAAUGGUAGUCAAUUUUCGAAUCCAAUGGUUGAUUUGUAUCGUGAACUUGUUUUCACAGCAUUAAAUGAUAUUCUCACACCAGCCAUUGAUGAUCACAAUACUUAUACUAUCGGUGAACGUGUUGUACGCAGUUUUGGCAUAGAAAUAUUCAAACUACCUAAUCUACAUCAAAUUGUUAUUAAUGGAUGUUUAACAGAGGUUGAGAAUAAAAAUAGCCAAUUAAAUACUGAACGACAACGACAACAACCACAUGAUGGAACUAUUUCAUUGAUUCCUUCUAUCAAUUUAUUACACCUUUUUGUGACUGUGGCUAUACCUGGCAUGUUAGUAAAAUGUGAUCCAACCACAACCACAUUAAGUUCAACUGUUCAUACAGCCGAGUCAUCAAUGAUACAAGAUACUGAUGAAGAUGAUGAUGAUGAUGAUAAUCAUGAAGAAGCAGUGACAGAGGAAGAAGGAGGUGAUGAAUCAUUGCCAGUUCUGUUAGCUACUGAAUCUUACACACAUUAUACAUGGUCUGGUUCACCUUUAGAAGCUGCGAUAAUUAUACGUUUUGUUGCUUGGAUGUUUAUGCGUUGUUUAACGGAACCUCAUCUGCCUAUUGUUCGUCCAAUUACUAAUCAUAAACCGUUACAACUACGAAGUGGACAAGAAGAAGAAUUAUCAGAUGACGAUGAUGACAACAAGAUUGAUGAUAAUCAUAAUACAGUGAAGGGAGUGGGAAUCAAUGAUCAAGAAAUGAACAUGUCAGCUGAAUUUACUAGAAAUACUAAUAUUAUUUCAGAGGAUCUCUCGUUCCAACCAAUUACUCAACUGAAAAAAAUCUCUGUAUCACUAAGUCAUAGUUUACCGGCGCUAGCAGCUAGCGCAUUGUCUACAGUGGAAAAUUUCACUAGGGAUUUAGAUAAUCCAGAUAAAUUAGAAUUGAUUCAUUCUUCAUCAUACCUACAUUAUUGCCUUUCUCAAGUAUGUGGUUUGUCUAGAACAUCAUUAAUACGUAUUAACUCUAUUUAUUCACAACAUACAAUCUAUUUACGUUGUUUAUGGAAAUUAAUUGAAAAUACUAAAUGUUCAGAUAAAUCAACAAUAUUAAAUUAUUCAGAUUCUAAUAUGUAUUCAUUAUUAAAUAUUUUAUGUUCUGGUGAAUUACCAUCACAUUUAAUGGAACUUCAAAGUUACCUUCCACUGAUAUUUACAUUUGCUGAUUGUCUUCAUCAUCGCUUAUUAUGUUUAACUGAUUCGGAAAUCUGUGAUAUCUCAUCGGAAGUGAACUACACCAACUCCGACGAUUAUCGUCAUCAGCAGUCAAUCAAUAAUAAUAGUGAACCCUCACGAGGAGGUUGUGGUUUUCGUGCGGAUGAAUUAUUGCAUGUUGGUACAAGACUUCGUGAUCUUAUGCUCGGCCUAAUUGAUUUGUCACAUCCUGAUCAAGUGCCGAAAAGAACUCGUAAUUUACAAACAUAUACACAUUGUACAGAAUCAAUGGAACAACCAAAUUAUGGUGCAGUAUUACGUAGAAUAAAACAAUGGGUUGAGAUGACUGAUCUUGGUAAUUCACCUAGUGGUGAUCUAUUGAUGCGAAAUAAUACAGAAUGGUCUAUACCAGAUUUACGUGUUUUACUAUAUUGUUGGUGUAGUUUACUGCGUCAAAUUGAACGAUUAGUAUUUCAAAUCUAUGAUUGGGAUCGUCGUUGCCGACGUCAGCAAGAUACUGGUCUGCCUGCCUACCUUUUACACAAUCCACAGAUUACAACGACAACAACAGCGACAUGUACAGCUUCUACAAAUGCAUCAUCUCCAUUUUCAUCACCAUCAUCCUCAAUAACUGAUAUUACACGUGUAACAGAUUCACCACGCCUACCAAUCGGCACACCAAGUGUUAGUCAAACAUUUUGGUUAAAAGAUAACUUGUUUGAUUUAUUAAACACUACAGAAUCACAAUCGUCAUGGUUUGAAAAUCGAGGUUAUCAAGAUACAUUAGCAUUAGCUGAUGCACCGUUUGGUUAUUAUAGUAUUUUAAAUCCAGAUCGAAAUCAAGCGGUACUAGAAUCGUUUUCUUUAUCUAAUCGUCAAAUACGUCAAAUCUUAUUAUUGAAAAAAGUUCCAUUUGUUAUACCAUUUGAAAAACGAGUUAAAUUAUUUAAGAUUCUUAUCAAUGAUGAUAGUACGUAUAAUCGUAAUCCAUUUCGACGUAUAUAUAAUAUAUCUAAUCAAUCAAGUGUUCCUCUUAUUGUUCGUCGAACUCAUCUAUAUGAAGAUGGUUUUGAGAAAUUAUCCAAAGAAAAUGUACCCAAUUUACAUCAACGUUUAAAAGUUACCUUUUUAAAUCCAACUGGUUUAGCUGAAGUUGGUAUUGAUGGUGGUGGUUUAUCAAGAGAAUUUCUUACUGAAAUUAUUCGUGCUGGUUUUGAUCCAACUAGAGGAUUUUUUAUUUAUGCAUCAGAUAAAACUUUAUAUCCAAAUCCACAAGCAUCUGCAAUCACUUCGAAUUAUUUAAAGCAUUAUUAUUUCUUGGGAAGAAUAUUAGCAAAGGCAAUUUACGAAGGUGUACUUGUCGAUCUUCAGUUUGCUUAUUUCUUCUUGGCUAAAAUUGUUAGUCGAAGUGGCGGUGGCGGAGUUGGCUUUGAUUAUCUGCAUUCACUUGAUCCACAAUUGUAUAAACAAUUAUUAUUUCUUAAAAAUUACAAAGGGGAUGUAAGAGAUUUAUCAUUAGAUUUUACUGUGGUUCAAUCAAUUUUUGGUCAAUCUGAAACAGUCGAACUAAAACCAGGUGGAAAACAUAUCCCGGUUACUGAAGAAAAUCGUGUUGAAUAUGUACAUUUAAUUGCAAAUUAUAAAUUAAAUAAAAUGAUUUAUCCACAAGUACGAGCUUUUACUGCUGGAUUAAACGAUGUCAUACCAAUUGAUUGGGUACGUCUUUUUGAUGCAGAAGAAUUACAAACUCUUAUAUCUGGAGCUGAUAUGGUAAUCGAUGUGGAUGAUUUAAGGCAGCAUACAUUCUACAUUGGAAAUUCAAUGAAUUAUACUGAAACAUUAGAUUGUUUUUGGUCAGUAUUAAAAAAUUUUACUGAAUCAGAUAAACGUUCAUUUUUACGUUUUGUUACUGCAUGUUCACGUCCACCAAUGUUUGGUUUUCGUGAUUUACAACCACCAUUUUCUAUACAAAUUACUGAUGAAAUAGAACGUUUACCAACAGCUAGUACAUGUACAAAUUUAUUAAAAUUACCAAAUUUUCGUAAUAUUCAUAUAUUACGUGAACGUUUAUUAUAUGCAUUAAAUGCAAAUGCUGGUUUUGAAUAUGGUUAA
Molecule: messenger RNA, 4140 nt
Organism: Schistosoma rodhaini
Lineage: Eukaryota; Metazoa; Platyhelminthes; Trematoda; Strigeidida; Schistosomatidae
Source: the annotation of a GenBank genome assembly